CUGCAGCCAUGAAUGUGUUACACUAUAGAGCUGGCUUACCCCCUCGUGGUUAUUUUUAUCUCCUCCCUCACCUUAAAAGGCUGUGACUGCCGCUUGGACGCUCUGGCCGGGGCCAACAUUAUUUUUGUGGUGUGGACCACAGUGCCGUGUGGGUUUGCUGGGAUAUCAAGCUGCAGGAGAGGAUUUUUUUCCCCUUUAAAGGUUGGAGUUUGAGGGAUUUUGUCCAGGAAAAACGAGAGGACACUCGGGGCUCACACUUGGAGCGGCCUGCAGCAUGUCUGGAUCAAUGCCCUUCUACCAGAAGCACCAUCGACACUACGAUCGUAGCUACCGCAGCACGGAGGCAGAGUCCAAAAUGAGACACUACCAGUCCAGCAGCUGGUUGACUGCUGGCAGCAGCACAUCCAGCAGGAGCAGGGGACUUAACGUGUCCUCACACUCGGGCCUGGAAGAGAGCAGACUAAGCCCCUUACCCAAGAAAGCCAAGCCAUCGUACUUGGCGGUGGACAAAGAGAACCAAAUCAUCGGCUAUGUAGUGCCUAUCUUCAGGGGCAGUCAAGAGUUUGCUACAGGAUUAUCAGAUAAAGAGGAAGCCAGGGUGAGGGACACUGCUGCUUACAUGGCUCGCAGGGAUUUGUUUACCAGUGGUCUGGAGAUGGAAAGGUCAGAGGUGAUUUCCAGGAAGGAGGCCAUGCGCGAGUCGGCUGAGCGCAUCUCUCAGAAUAAAAGGAUCUGGAUUCUUCCUGCCAAGGACAGCGCUGUUCUCACCGGGAGGAUCCAUGAGCACGAGGAACACUUCAAGCGCAUGAACAAAGACAGCCUGAUGCACCCCCCAGAGUUUGUGAUCAAACCCCGCUCCCACACUGUUUGGGAGAAGCAGUGUGUGAGGCUGCACUGCACCGUCAGCGGCUGGCCUGACCCCAGUGUUGUUUGGUACAAAAACAAUGUGGCAAUUGAUCCCCUUGCCAGCCCUGGCAAGUAUAAACUUGAGAGCAGAUACAGCGUGCACUCGCUGGAGAUCAGCAAAUGCGACUUUGAUGACACAGCCCAGUAUCGUGUCUCUGCCAUGAACUCUGAAGGAGAGCUGUCUGCAUUUGCCUCUGUUGUUGUCAAACGGUUCAAAGGUGAAGUUGAUGAGACGUUGCCAGUGCCUAGACUUGGUCCAGUUUCUGAGUAUGGCAUCACGUUCCAGAUUCACAUCGUCGAUACGUUUGGAGUGUCAUUUGGAAGAGAGGGGGAGACGAUGAGCCUGGGUUGUACGGUCAUCAUCUAUCCUGCCCUGCAUCGCUACCAGCCAGAAAUCCAGUGGUACCGAGAUGAUGUUCUGCUGACUCCUUCUAAAUGGACCCAUGUGCACUGGAGUGGAGACCGAACCACACUGACCCUCACUCACCUCAACAAGGAGGAUGAGGGGCUCUACACCCUGAGAGUCUCUACAAAGUCUGGAUAUGAAACAUAUUCGGCUUACGUGUUUGUCAGAGAUGCUGAUGCGGAGGUGGAAGGUGCUCCUGGAGCUCCUCUGGAUGUGCGUUGUCUGGAUGCUAACAAGGAUUACAUUAUUGUCUCCUGGAAGCAACCGGCUAUCGAUAGAGGAAGUUCCAUUUUGGGCUACUUUGUGGACAGGUGUGAGGUUGGAACUACCCACUGGGUUCAGUGCAACGACACUCCAGUCAAGUUUGCCCGUUUUCCCGUCACUGGCUUAGUGGAGGGCCGUUCCUAUGUUUUCCGCGUGCGCUCUGUCAACAAGAGCGGCAUCAGCCGUCCGUCCAGAGUCUCAGAGCCAGUGGCUGCCAUGGAUCCAGCUGAUCGGGCCCGCAUGAGAGGUACUUCUGCUCCCUGGACUGGACAAAUCAUUGUCACAGAGGAGGAGCCUGCAGAGGGCGUAGUUCCCAGCAGACCUCUUGAGUUGAAGGUGACUGAAGCAACCAAAAACUAUGUGGUAUUGAGCUGGAAGCCUCCUGGAGAGAAGGGCCUUGAAAGCAUCAUGUACUAUGUGGAAAAGUGUGUUUCUGGUACAGACAGCUGGCAGAGGGUCAACACAGAGAUCCCGGUAAAAUCUCCUCGAUUUGCUCUGUUCGAUCUCGCUGAGGGGAAAUCAUACUACUUCCGUGUUCGCUGCUGCAACUCUGCUGGUGUUGGUGAACCAUCUGAACCAACUGAAGCCAUCACUGUUGGUGACAAGCUUGAUAUCCCAUCUGCCCCAGGAAAAGUUGUUCCAACUAGAAACACAGACACAUCUGUCGUCGUGAGCUGGGAAGCGUCCAGUGAUGCAGUGGAGUUGGUGGGGUACUACAUCGAGGGUAGUGUGGUGGGCAGCAAUGUUUGGGAGCCAUGCAACAACAAGCCUGUAAAGGGAACCAGGUUCAUCUGCCACGGGCUGAUGACAGGAGAGCAGUAUGUGUUCAGGGUGAGAGCCGUGAACGCAGCAGGGCUCAGUGACUUCUCCCAGAUUUCAGAGCCUGUAGAGGUGAAAGCUGCGAUCGCCUCUCCUGCUCCACCCUAUGGCAUCACCAUUCUGGAGUGUGUGCGUGACUCCAUGGUGCUGGCCUGGAAACAGCCGACCUUCAUCGGAGGCGCUGACAUCACAGGCUACUUUGUUGAUUACCGUGAGGUCAUCGAUGGUGUGCCAGGGAAGUGGCAUGAGGCCAACAUCAAGGCCGUCAGCGAGAGGGCCUACAGGGUGUCUGACCUGAAGGAAAACAGGAAGUACCAGUUCCAAGUGCGAGCAGCCAACAUGGCGGGUGUGGGUAUACCAUCAAUGCCCAGUGAUACCUUCCUGUGUGAGGAGUGGACCAUCGCGGUGCCAGGACCACCUCACGAUUUGCAAGUUAGAGAAGUGCGAAAUGACUCCCUGGUGUUGCUAUGGAAACCUCCCGUGUACCAGGGCCGCGAUCCUGUCAAUGGUUUCUACGUUGACAUAAAAGAAGCAAACGCACCAGAGGAAGCCUGGAAGGGAGUCAACACCAAGGCCACAGAGAAGACAUAUAUCAAGGUUCAGAAUCUUAAAGAAGGAGAAAUGUACGUGUUACGUGUGCGUGCUCAGAAUAAAGCGGGUGUUGGGAAAACCUCAGAAGUUACAGAGCCAGUUCCUGCUGUGACCAAACCAGGCACCAAGGAGAUAGUGGUGGAUGUUGAUGAUGACGGUAUCGUCUCCCUGAACUUUGAAUGCGGCAACAUGACCCCUGACUCUAAAUUUGUGUGGUCCAAGAACUACGAGGACAUCCCUGACUCUAAUCGCCUGAAUGUAGAGACCAAGGGAAACAAGUCUAAAGCUGUUUUCAGCUCUCUCGGGGAGGAGGACACAGGUGUUUACUCGUGUCUUGUCACCCACACUGAUGGUGCUUCAUCCAGCUACAGUCUCACCGAUGAAGAGCUAAAGAGGCUGCUGUUGGUCAGUCACGACCACAAAUUCCCCAUUAUUCCCCUGAAGUCAGAUUUGGCUGUGGAGCUGCAGGAGAAGGGCAAAGUUCGCUUUUGGCUGCAGGCGGAGAAGAUUUCAGCAAACGGCAAAGUCGAUUACGUUUUCAACGACAAUGUUCUCACUCAGGGAGAGAAAUACAAGAUGAACUUUGAUAAGAACACUGGUGUGAUUGAGAUGCUCAUAGACUCUCUGACUCCAGCUGAUGAAGGCACGUACACAUUCCAGCUGACGGACGGGAAAGCCACUAACCAGUCCAGCUUGGUGCUGAUCGGUGAUGUUUUCAAGCAGCUGCAGAAAGAAUCAGAGUUCCAGAGGAAAGAGUGGUUCAGGAAACAAGGUCCUCACUUUAUCGAAGGCUUGGGUUAUGAGGUGACACCUGAGUGCUGCGUGAUCCUCAAGUGCAAAGUCGGCAACAUGAAGAAGGAGACGUCAGCUCACUGGUACAAAGACGGACAUGAGAUCAAAGCAGAUGAGCACCUCGGCUUUGCUGAGGGAGUUCUGAAGCUGGAGAUUGCACAAAUUUCCAGGAAGGAUGCUGGUGUGUAUGAAGUUGUUCUAAAGGAUGAUAGAGGAAAGGACACCUCCACACUGAAUCUGACUGAUCAAGGUUUCAAAGACCUGAUGAACGAGGUGUUUGGGUUUAUUGCCAGUUCCUCCACUCCGCUGAAAAUCACAAGCACAGACGAAGGAAUCCGACUCUACACCUUCGUCAGCUACUACAAUGAUUUACUCCAGGUCACGUGGCACUACAAGGAUUCUGCGAUCGCGUUCUCUGACCGCAUUAAGAGCGGCGUGGUCGGAGAGCAGCUGUGGCUUCAGAUCACUAAUCCCACAGAGAAGGACAUGGGAAAAUACGCCAUUGAAUUCAACGACGGAAAGGGUGGCCUCAGGAGAACCGUGGAGCUCUCUGGUCAAGCAUUUGAUGACGCAUUUGCAGAAUUCCAGAGACUCCAAGCUGCAGCUGUUGCAGAGAGAAAUCGUGCUCGAGUAGCAGGAGGUCUGCCAGAUGUGGUCACCAUACAGGAAGGCAAGGCUCUUAACCUCACCUGCAACAUUUCGGGCAACCCAGUGCCCGAGGUGACCUGGCUGAAGAACGACAGGGAGAUCACGUCCGACGAGCACUGCAUCCUGAAGUUCGAAUCGGGCAAGUUCGCCAGCUUCACCAUCACCGCCGUGAACACGUCAGACUCUGGCAAGUACAGCAUCCUGGUGAAGAACAAAUACGGCACAGAGAGCGGAGACUUCACCGUAAGUGUGUUCAUCCCCGAAGACGUGAACAAGAAAAAAUAGGAGCGGUCCAAGUCUUAUCGUAAAUAUCUGUAAAUGACACGUGAACAGAGAAGGGUUAAAGGUGAAAACAUGUGCUCGAGAAAGUGUGACAUGUUUGGUGUAGAGUUACGAGAAAAUGAAGAGGUGCUGAAUCGGAACGUGAAGUUCUGAGAUGAAUCAGUUAUUUGAACACAUUUGGUCCAAAUCUAACCAAGUAAGUCCAAACACAACUGGUGCGAUCUUUGUUUUUGCUAAACUUUAGCAUGCAGAAGUACGUUUUGGCAUUAGAAGAUUAAAUCAGACUUUACCUAAAGAAUGCAAAAGCCAAAGGUGAAUGUUUGUGUGUGUGUGUGUGUGUGUGUGUGUGCUGAAGAAUACAAUGUAGAAUGUUAGAAAUAUGAAUGUUUUUUUACAUUUGCUACUCGUUUUAUGAACUUCACUGCCACCUAAAUUUACAAAAUUUAGAACAAAUCAGAAAAAAUGUUGGUAAUUAUAUCUAUCAUCAUAAAGAUGGAUGUGUGUGUUUAUUUUGCUUUUUAAAAAGCAAAUUUAAGUGAUCCUACUUAUGAAUUCUAUUAGUUUAUAUUUUCAGAGGUUUUUCAAAUCAAAUAAGAAAAAAAUCAUAAUUGAUCACGAAGCAACAAAGUCAGAACUAUCGGGAAUCAACACAAAUGUACUUCUGGAAAUAACGAUAUGUUUUAUUCAGGAAAAUGUCCCAUCCAAUUACAUGGAGGGGGUGGGGCUUUAAACAUAUACUGCAGUCAGCCAGUAGAGGGCCAGUCAUUUUGAUUUGCAUACUUCUUUUCAGAUACUAUAUAUGGUUUUACCACCGCUUUUACUGCAUUGCAUUCUGGGUAAGGUUUCAUGAAUAUACAGCGACCUGCUGCCUGAAAAAUGUGAGGUAGCACCACAAUAACUAAAGCUAAUGCUAAAUAUCUCGUGAGAGCAAAACACUUCUCAGCUAUGUUGUGGGCAUAAUUUAUUCUGCUCUGGGUAACGUGUAAAAAUGACCACUUUUCUAAGAUAAAAUGCAGAUUAAAAUUCUAAAACUUAAGCUUCAAUUCAUCAGAUUUUCAUUCAGGUUAAAGAUCCAUCUUUGGUUUAGGAGUAAAUGAAAUCAGUAGCAAAUGUUUGGAAAUGUGUAUUUUACAUCAGAUUCUGUGUCUGAGUUGUGUUAGUGUUUUCACUGUCACUUUAAAUGUGAUCAUGACAUCACUUUGUCUCACUGUCUCUAGUAAAACUCUACGUCUGCACAUGUUUUCCUCUGUUGCCCCGGCAACCCCAUCACAGUUCAUCAUUAGCAGUUGUAGUCUGUUUUGUGGAACUGAUGCCACUUCAGUGGAGACUGUGAGUCCCGUUUAAUACCAACAAUAGUGAUUACUGUUUCACUUCCUGUUCCACCUGUUUCCUGAUUAGACUAAUAAAAUUAAGCAUGAACUUCCCUA
Molecule: messenger RNA, 6135 nt
Organism: Nothobranchius furzeri (turquoise killifish)
Lineage: Eukaryota; Metazoa; Chordata; Actinopteri; Cyprinodontiformes; Nothobranchiidae
Gene: myom1b
Product: myomesin 1b
Molecular function (GO): kinase binding
Source: RefSeq, a predicted model, not a curated record